AUGAAUGCGGUGCAGGUGAAUGAGACGACCGUGGACCCGAAUGAGGUGGAGGUCCGGAUAACGCGGUUCACCGUGACUCUUUCGUCGCCACUGCAGAUGCGUUCACUUCACCAUCAGGAGAGUUUGAAAGUGCAACAAGGCGAAGAGGUGGUGCUCUCCUGCGUAGUAAUGGGUCGACCCGCCCCUCUCAUCUCCUGGUAUGUUAACAAUACCCAGCAACUCGGUCUGUGGAACAUGGCCACUGGUCGUGGCGUCAUCCACAAAAACAAACGGAAAUCACGUUUGCAAAUCUCCAACACCCACCCCAUGGACUCGGGAAAUUACUCCUGCCUGGCGGAAAAUGUUAAUGGCUAUAUCAAAAAGACAGUGGAGAUAUAUGGUAAGUCGUUCCACGACCACAAACAACGCCACAACCCUGGACAACACUGCCACCUCUCACAGUUCAUCCAUGCUAUCGCUACUGCCUACACGGGUACUGCAACCUCAUCGAUGGCAGACCGUCAUGCAGCUGUAUCUCCCAGUAUUAUGGAACAAGAUGUGAGUUCAACGAGAAGGCACCAGAGGAAACGAAAGCCAUUCAAUCUGAAUGCUCAACUGACUCAAUCACCAAUUCCGAUGAAUUUUCUCGAUCCGUCAGAUCGACGUCCCGAGAGCCUCUCUCGUGUCUGCACGCCUCUAGGCCACCCACACUCCCACUUCGACUCACUUACGGCACUUCCGUGGAAAGGGGAUACCAACUGCGCCAAUGUUACAACCAUUGUUUCCGCUCCCACCGCCGAUGACAACCCUUACCUUCUGACUUCUGCCCUGCCUCUCUCCACCAGCACUGAGGAGGAGAGCAGACAUCUACCUCAGUUGACUUCCUGA
This is a messenger RNA of Echinococcus granulosus, 867 nucleotides long. Its product is annotated as Schwann cell myelin protein. NCBI's taxonomy places the organism in Eukaryota, Metazoa, Platyhelminthes, Cestoda, Cyclophyllidea, Taeniidae. The transcript is spliced from 7 exons. The record is from RefSeq and is a predicted model, not a curated record. The coding region runs from base 1 to 867 and encodes 288 amino acids.